Messenger RNA from Closterium sp. NIES-65, 2082 nucleotides. The record is from the annotation of a GenBank genome assembly. NCBI's taxonomy places the organism in Eukaryota, Viridiplantae, Streptophyta, Zygnematophyceae, Desmidiales, Closteriaceae.
AUGGCCUCAAACGAGACGACUUUCACUGCAAGGAAGGCUGUGCCGAUGGAAAGCUAUGUGCUUUCGUCGAAGGCGGCAUGGUCAGCCAUGAAUCCGUCGCAUAUGGCUCCUCGCCUGUCUCCACCGUCCCUACCUCAUUGUCAGCUCGCCACUCGUCAGCUCCCUCCGCUCCUUCCGCCUCCACACCCGCGCGCUUUCAUUGCCACUGACCACCACCCAUACUCCUGGUCCGAACCACCUACAUCGUCGUUGGCUAACCGUCCAUUUGUCCGAGCAUCUUUCUCCUUCCGCGGAGCUCGAGCGGGUUUGGUUCCGUCCGUCCCGCCAUCGGCGACGGGUUGCUCCGCGAGCGCUGGUGCUCCUUGGAGCAGGAGUGGCGAGCGGAGGGAUAACGGUCAUCAGCAGUCCGCUUUUUCCUCGCCAGCAGAUUCUAUUUCCGCGUCACGGUCUCCACUCUUGGCGAUUUCGAAGCAGCCGCAACAUCCACAAGCGUGUCAAGUGCUUGAGCGGCAUGCAGUGCAGUACCGGAAGAAUCCCUGUCAGAACCAGGAUCAGCAGCAGUACGGCGUGAAUUCCGAGGAGCAGGCCAGUCUGAAGGCCAAGACUCACCAAGAAACCAGUCCUGGAAACAGCACUGAGAGCGCGGAGAGAACGGAGAGCACGGAGUUGAAGAAACUAGGAUCGGCGGAAGCCAAGCUGGUGGUGGAGGAGGUGGAGAUUCUGGAGUUUUCCAAUGACGACAUAGCAGGCCCCAUCAAUCAGAAGCCGUUGACUGUGCCUCAGGAUGCGUCCUUGGACCUGGUGCACGAGGAUUUACUGCCUCCCUCCGCUAUCUCCAUGGGUACUUUCGACUUCCCGUACGACUGGUCAUCCUUCUCCACCCAAGACCUGCAAUCCGAGCAACCCGAGUCUCGUGCCUCCGCCAAGGGAGAGCUCCUCACAAUCGCCUCUCUGGAAUCCCUCCAGGAGGAGGCUGUCGGCAGCCCAGUGUCAGUCCUGCGGCGCCAAGGCACGUCGCCAGGCUCGGCAACCUCCAAGCCUCUCGCAGCUGUCCAAUCGAGCAACAAUUUGCUCUCUGGCGACACUAGAGAUGACCUCCACUUGGGAGAAGGCGGGGGGUUGACUGGCCGGGUACUUCUGUACUCGGACUUUGACGAAGAGGACGGAGCGGAUUUCAGCAGCGUAAUAGAGGAUGACGAGAUGUGGGCGUCGCUCGGCUCUCCCGAAGCUCCGCACGGCUGGCUUGCCUCGGCUUGCCUGGCCACCUGUUGGCCCAAGGCUCCCCGGUCUAAGAGGCGGCGGGUUUCCAUGGAGGUUUCUUGCGCUGAUGCGAGUGCAGUGUCUGCUUCCAUUGGUGCUGCUGCGAGCGAUGAUAGGAAGGGCCGGGAUGGGACUGGGGUGUUCACCGUGGCCGAUUCUGCCAAUUCUGAGGGGCCGCAGGUGGCUGCGUCCGCGUCCGUGGUGUCUGGAUCAACCGUCUUUGCUUCGCCGUCUGCUUCUGCAUCCCUCUUCUCGUCCACUAUCCCCAGAGCUCUCUCGUCUGACACCCUAUCGGCAGUCACUGCCCCACAGUCAUCUACGUCUGCAGCAGCGGGAGCAACUUCGUGGGUCCAGCCGCGCACGGCGUUCCUGCAGGCCCUUCUGGAGGACGUGAGAAGGCCGAAGCGCGUGCGUGGCUCUGCUGCUUCGGCUACUUCUUUCCGGUUUGGGAUGAUGGAGGAGAGUCACGAUGGGGCAACCAGCGACUCCCCUGCUGCCCACGCACGUGGGCUGGCUCGCUCCCUGAAGAACAAGAGGGACACCGCGACAGCGUUUGGUGGCACCACAGCUCUGGGCGUGCUUCACUUGGUGCCUGGUUCGUUUAGCAGUGGGAGUCCUUACGCCUCGGAGUAUGCAGAGACGUGGAACUCACCCUCAGGGCCCAAGACCCUCUGCAAUGCGUGUGGAGUGCGGUUCAAGAAGGGGAAGCUGUGUCCUGAGUACCGGCCUGCUAACAGCCCGGAGUACGAGGAGAGCAAGCACUCGAACCAGCACCGCAAGAUACUGGCCAUGCGCAGCAACAUGGCUGCUGCCGCCAGCUGA